This is a messenger RNA of Hyalella azteca, 2235 nucleotides long. RefSeq names its product sodium-coupled monocarboxylate transporter 2. The transcript has 12 exons. The record is from RefSeq and is a predicted model, not a curated record. Gene Ontology annotation, biological process: transmembrane transport; sodium ion transport. Bases 197 to 1990 code for a protein of 597 amino acids. Gene Ontology annotation, cellular component: membrane. Gene Ontology annotation, molecular function: symporter activity. NCBI's taxonomy places the organism in Eukaryota, Metazoa, Arthropoda, Malacostraca, Amphipoda, Hyalellidae.
GAAUAUUGGGCUUGUAAUUAGAUGGAUCCAUCUUUCUCCAUUAUUUACGAAGCUUUAUCAUUUGUAAAUUUAUUGUGCAAGUUGUUCAUUGUUGAAUGAAAAUUGAUUUUUACGGAAUUCGAGUAAACAAACUCGGAUGGAUCGAUGCUGAAAGCACCCAAUUUCGUUGAAUUGUUAUAGUUUGGUUGGACCCAGCAUGGAUCCUACCGACAUGGGCACCCGAGCUCAUUUCGGCGCCGUUGAUUAUAUUAUUCUUGCGGCGACUAUGCUGGCUUCUGUGGCCAUCGGAGUUUAUCACGGCAUCAAAGGCAACAAAACAGCUGUUGAUUUCUCCAUGGGGAGCCGCUCCAUGACGCCCUUCCCGGUGUCCCUGUCUCUACUUGCAACGUUCCUCUCAGCGAACGCAAUUCUAGGCUAUUCAGGAGAAGUUUACGCUCACGGCUGUGGUUUAACCUGGUCGAUGUUAGGUACGGCCAUGGCUAUAAUCUUCGCUGCUGAGGUCGUCAUGCCAGUCUUGCAUCCUCUGAAGCUGGUCAGCCCAAAUCAGUACCUGGAGAUGCGGUUCGGUUCGGCGUGGCUGCGGCGCUUGGCGAUGGGCAUGAGGUUGGUGAGUGUCACGAUGUUUAUGGGCCUCGCUCUGUACGCCCCCACGCUGGCCCUAGCCGCUGUCUCGCCCAUCUCGUCUACCACCUUCAUCUGGAUAAUGGGUGUUGUUGUCACCAUCUACGCUUCAUUCGGCGGCUUGAAGGCGGUGGUGUGGGCGGACGCGUUCCAGAUGGUGCUGAUGACGGCAGGGGUUUUGCUGGUGACGGUCAUGUCUUGCGUGGAGGUGGGCGGUGUCCAAAAAGUAUUGACAGUCGCCUACCAAGGAGGACGAACUGAAGGACUCGACAUAAGCACAGACCCUCGAGUGCGCCACACCGUCUGGAACGUAAUCUUGUUGACGCUCGUAAGCUGGGGCAGCCACUACAGCGUAGCACAAGCCAGCUACCAACGUGUCAGCUCAGUGGCCACACUCUCACAGGCCAAGAGAGUUUUGUACUACAACCUUGUCGGCAUGACCGUCUUCAUGCUUCUGGUGUUCUUCAUGGGCCUCGGCGUCUACGCGGUCUACGCAGAUUGCGACCCGUUUGCUCGGGGCUUCAUCUCCAGCAAGGAUCAAAUUUCAGUUUAUUUUGUGAACGACAAACUGAAGGACUUCAUUGGGAUCCCUGGUAUUUUUGUGGCAACCCUUCUCAGCGCAGCUCUAAGUUCAGUGUCGUCGGCAGUGAAUACUCUGGCGACUUUGCUGUGGGGUGACGUCUUGUCGCACACUUCUUGCUUCAAGGGCUGCUCUGACUUUGUGGCAGCCACCACCAACAAAGUUCUGACGGCGUUGCUGGGAGCCACAAUUAUCGGCAUGGCUUUUCUUGCGUCGGAGCUGGGCGGGCUGAUCCAAGCAGGGUACAUGGUCGUCGGGGUGAUGUCUGGGCCAGUGUUUGCCGUGUACCUGUUGGGCUUGGCGGUGCCUUUCUGUGAUAAGCGGGGCGCUUUCUCGGGUCUCCUCUUUAGCUAUAUUUUGUGCGUUUGGAUGUCAGCGGGAAGUUUUCUCACCAACUCUUCCAAGCCGCCGAUGUUGCCGCUCUCCACAGCGGGCUGUCCCGUUAACGCCACCGUCACCACCUUCAUUACCCUCACUAACACCACCAAAACCACCCCAAACACGUCAGCGCCAGCCUUGUCGUUCCUGUACUCAAUAUCGUACACACUUUACCCCUUCAUUGGCCUGACGACUUGUCUGAUCGUGGGGAUCCUCGUGUCACUCGUUGCGUGCUACCAAGAUCCCAGGACGGUCCCAGGGUACCUAGUGCUGCCCUGUAUACGGCGCUUCACAAAACAAGAAAUCGAUGCUGACAACGGAAUCUCUUGUAUACGCAUUGAAGCCCUCAAAAAUACUGGAAAUUUAUUCGAUAAUCGGAUAAAUGAAACUAAAAGUAACUCACAAUUUUGACUUAUAUGAUUAGCCAAGGAAACAAGUUUACAGUCAUGUGAAUUCCGACAACCAAGAAGCCUUUAAAUGAUCGGAAUUUUUUAAAUUCUUCUCCAAUUUAUGUAUUGAAUAUUAUGGUUUCUCACAAACCAUAUCGCAAGCCUUGAACCGUUAAUUCUUUUCUCAAUUAAUCAAGAAUUUCUUAGUACUACCAACGCAUUUAUAGGUCUUGUUCUAUUUUUAAAACAAUAUUUUUUAUUUUCAAA